AUGGGCUGCAGGGAAUCGAGCCCUGUCUCCGUGCUCAUUUACCUUGUCUGGAGGAUUUUGGCUCUGGAGGGCUGGUCUGCGCUGUCGUUUCAUCUGGAUAAUUUGCAUUCGAUCACCAAGUUGACCUCGUUGGAAGUACGGACGUUCAUUCCUGGAAAACACUGCUUCAUCCCUCUGGCUAUCGAGCUCUGUCGAUCCUAUGGCCUCCUCCCACUCGAUGAGUCCCAGGACCAAGAAGGAGCAGACGAUUUCAUUUUCUGCUCUCGCACCAACAGCAGCAAUUCAACCUUGGCGGACAUGGGAUUGGCACCUCCCACUGCUCACGAUCUUGUCCCCGACGUCCGAGUUUGCGUUCCUGUUCGAGCUCUGGAUGUUGGUGGGUUGUCCUUCCCUGCAAGAACUUAA
Molecule: messenger RNA, 405 nt
Organism: Linnemannia hyalina
Lineage: Eukaryota; Fungi; Mortierellomycota; Mortierellomycetes; Mortierellales; Mortierellaceae
Source: the annotation of a GenBank genome assembly